AUGACCGGACCCCGAAUCGCAAUCAUCUACUACUCCCUGUACGGUCAUAUCCGACAGCUGGCUGUGGCCAUGCAAAAGGCCAUUGUCGAGGCUGGAGGACAAGCCGACCUCUUCCAGGUCCCCGAGACUCUCACUGAAGAGGUUCUGACCAAGAUGGGAGCUCCCCCCAAAUCCGGCGAUCCCAUUGCGACCAACCAAGUCCUACAAGAAUACGAUGCCUUCCUGUUUGGCAUCCCUACCCGAUUUGGAACCUUUCCUACCCAAUGGAGAGCCUUCUGGGACUAUACUAUGGGUCUUUGGGCCCAGAGAGCCCUUCAUGGCAAGUACGCUGGCCUGUUUGUCUCCACCGGAACCCCCGGCGGAGGACAGGAAGUCACCGCCCUUAACGCCAUGUCCACCCUGGCCCAUCAUGGCAUCAUCUACGUGCCCCUGGGUUACAAACAUACCUUUACCCAAGUGACCAAUCUCGAUGAGGUCCACGGAGGCUCUCCCUGGGGAGCAGGUACUUUUGCGGGUCCCGAUGCUUCGCGUCAACCCUCUGCUCUGGAGCUCGAUGUUGCUCAGAUCCAGGGCCGGGAGUUCUAUCUCACAGUUAAGAAGGCUUUCAAUUAG
Molecule: messenger RNA, 612 nt
Organism: Yarrowia lipolytica CLIB122
Lineage: Eukaryota; Fungi; Ascomycota; Dipodascomycetes; Dipodascales
Cellular component (GO): membrane
Molecular function (GO): NAD(P)H dehydrogenase (quinone) activity; FMN binding
Source: RefSeq, a predicted model, not a curated record